UAUAAUUAUUUUAAAUAUAUAAUUAUAUUAUUUAGAUUAAUUAAUGCUCUGGUAAUUUUUCAAAAUUAUAUAUAUAUUAUAUUUUAUAGAUUUCUUAAUAACUUUUAUAUAAUAUAUCUAGAUAAUAUCUUUAUUUUUUUAUUAGAUAGGAAAUCCUAUAUAAAAUAUAUUUAUUAA
This is a messenger RNA of Aspergillus ibericus CBS 121593, 177 nucleotides long. RefSeq lists its product as uncharacterized. The transcript has a single exon. The annotation marks the transcript as partial. Lineage: Eukaryota; Fungi; Ascomycota; Eurotiomycetes; Eurotiales; Aspergillaceae. The record is from RefSeq and is a predicted model, not a curated record.